UAAGCUUUCACUAGUGUGCAUAAGCUCAAUGUACUGAUCAAACUCUUUUCUCUCUCCUUCUUUCUCUUCAAACUCAAUCUUUUCUUGCCUUUGCAUGUGGAUCUGUACUUGUACUUUUCCUUUGGUUUCUAUUAAUCAAAUACUUUCAAUUUCAAUUUUAUGUCAUUUCUAAAAUCUCUGGGCUUUUCUUUUCUUCCCUUAUUUUUUCUCUUUUGUAAUCCCAAUAUUCGAUUUGGGAUCACUAGUUGCGGGGUUUUCUCACAAGUAUGUAAAUUUUUCUUCUUUCUUUGUUUUGGGGGAUAAUGGGGUGUGGCUGUGUUCAGUGUUGGAUUCAAGAAUGUGAUUCUGUCUCAGGAGUAGCUGCGGGUUGGGAUUCCAGAUCUUCUUGUUGCUUUCUCCAAGAUUCAUUAUUUCUUCAGCGAGGAUUGAUCUGUUUUUGAGCAUAAAAACAAAAGAAGUCCUACUUUGAAGGGUUAUUCUUUUUCUAUUUUCCAUUUCCAGUGGUGUUCUUACCUCAAUCUCUUAAUUUCAAGGAGCAUCGCUGAUAAAUUUUGGCUCGUUAUAGAUUUCGGGUUCGUUUGACUUGGAAAUCAUUUUAGUCAGGCAUAUUAACAACUAUGAGUAGCGUGACUAGUGGGGGUGAUGAUCAGAAGAUAUAUAGAGGUUAUCGGUCAUCAUCAUUGGAUGAAGAAGCUGGUGUUGGAGGUAACACGGGAGGAGAAGUUCCUCUAAAGAAAGGCCCCUGGACUGCAGGAGAGGAUGCAAUUUUAGUAGAAUAUGUUAGUAAGCAUGGACAAGGCAAUUGGAAUGCAGUCCAAAAGUAUUCAGGACUUGCCCGUUGUGGGAAAAGUUGCCGUCUACGGUGGGCGAAUCACUUGAGACCGGAUCUGAAAAAGGGUGCAUUUACCCAAGAGGAAGAGAACCGAAUCCUUGAGCUCCACGCAAAACUGGGAAACAAAUGGGCUCGGAUGGCUUCUGAGUUGCCUGGACGUACUGAUAAUGAAAUCAAGAACUACUGGAACACAAGAAUCAAAAGAAUGCAACGAGCCGGCUUACCAAUCUACCCUCCUGAAAUAUGUGAGCGGAUACUUAAUGGAAAUCAAGAAAGUAAAAAUAUCGAUCCCUUGAAUAUUGAAGCAUCCCAGCAUGAUAAUCUAUCACAAACGGACAAAUUUGGUAUACCAGAUAUGGAUUUGAAGACUUUCAAAUUUCAUCAUGAUUCAUCACAAGUACCAGGAAUUUUUGAUAUGCCUGAAAACUUGUUUGAGCAAAGUUCAGAUUCAUCUUAUUUGUUCCCAACAAUUUAUCCUUCAAAACGUCGUCGGGAGUCAGAAACUCUAUACAAUAGUUUUGCUAGUUGUACAAGUAAUGCUCUCCCACUAUUUGAUCAGUAUGGCAAUUAUACUGGUGAGAAAACUUACGACCAUCCUAGGUUCUAUCGUCCUUUUGAUCCUGUUCUUAGCAGCAGUAAUCAGUUUCAUGGUGGUAACAUAAACGGCAGCCAUGCCAUGUUAAAUGGCAAUGUUUCUUCUUCCGUGCCCUUUUUUGGGGCUAGGAAGUUGGAGCUCCCUUCACUCCAAUAUACAGAAACUCAACAUGGUAGUUGGAUCACACAUGGGUCCCCACUUCCAUCACUUGAGUCUGUAGAUACAAUGAUUCAGUCUCCUCCAGUUGAGUCUAUUCCAUCAGAUCUCAUUUCUCCACAAAGCAGUGGUUUGUUGGAAGCGAUAGUCUACAACUCGAAGAGCAUGAAAAACUCGAAUACUGAUUUAUUUUUGCCAGUGAUAACCGGUACAUCCAAUGAAGCAGCUGGGAGUUCAACCUUGAAUCAUCCCUAUAAGACAGAAUGGGAUGAGCAAGGGGAAUUAAACUCCCCUUUCGGUCAAUCUGCUGCUUCAGUUAUGACUGACUACACUCCUAUAAGUUCAGUAGAUGGACCCCAAUCAAUUGAAACCACUCAAGAUCAUGAUGACAAGCUCCAAGCACUCACCUGUGUCCCAAAUAGUUCCAGAAAGAAACGUAAAUCGGAACAGAUUGAUUUUUCACAGCGUCCUGAUGCUUUAUUUGACUUAGCUUGGUUUGGAAAUAAUACUGACUAUGGAAUUAGUCAAUCUGAUCUAAAAGAUGCUCUAAGUGCACUGCUUGGUGAAGAUUACAAUGAUAACUUUGGUGAACAUAGCAAGGGUAAGCAGUAGCAAGUGGGUUUAUAUGAACAUAUUGCUUUGACCUUAGUUUAGUGUUUUUGUUCAUGUUAUAAUUUCAUUUGAAUUUUGUCAACAUUUUUAACACAAUUAGGCCAUUUUUUAAAAAAUUUUCAGCGCCCUUUAGAAUAUGGUGUUGUGAUGAUAAGAGAUUGUAUGGCACAAGUUUCAGCCUUAUGGAUGUUAUGUUGGUAGUAUGCAUUCUCUCCCGUGUUACUUUGCAUUGCGUUGAUAAUGGAAGAUUGGUAUUGCAUA
Vigna angularis (adzuki bean) is the source of this 2456-nucleotide messenger RNA. RefSeq names its product transcription factor GAMYB. The transcript has 4 exons. NCBI's taxonomy places the organism in Eukaryota, Viridiplantae, Streptophyta, Magnoliopsida, Fabales, Fabaceae. The coding region runs from base 618 to 2195 and encodes 525 amino acids. The record is from RefSeq and is a predicted model, not a curated record.